GGCGCUGGCGUCCCGUCACGGCGCGGCGGCCGCGGCCUUCCGGCGAGCUCAGAGCGCGCUUCCGGCGGGGCCUGCGGGGCGGCGCGCGGCGGGGCGGCGGCGAUGCGCAUCGAGAAGUGCUACUUCUGCUCCGGGCCCAUCUACCCGGGGCACGGCGUCAUGUUCGUGCGCAACGACUGCAAGAUAUUUAGAUUCUGCAAAUCAAAAUGUCACAAAAACUUCAAAAAGAAGCGGAAUCCAAGAAAGAUCAGAUGGACCAAAGCAUUCCGGAAAGCAGCUGGCAAAGAAUUGACAGUGGAUAAUUCAUUUGAAUUUGAAAAACGUAGAAAUGAGCCAGUGAAAUACCAGAGAGAGUUGUGGAACAAGACUGUUGAUGCAAUGAAGAGAGUGGAGGAAAUCAAGCAAAAACGCCAAGCUAGAUUUAUUAUGAACAGAUUAAAGAAGAGCAAAGAAUUGCAGAAGGCAGAAGAUAUCAAAGAAGUCAAACAGAAUAUCCACCUUCUUCGUGCUCCACAUGCAGGCAAACCAAAACAGCUGGAAGAGAAAAUGGUGCAGAAGCUACAAGAGGAUGUGGAUAUGGAAGAAGUCUCUUAAAAUGCUUCCAUCUUUUAUUGUCAUCUCUUCAGCAGUUAACAAUUGCUUACUGCUUCACCUGGCAUCGUUCAGAGCUAUGCUUACAGUUGAAGAAAAAUACAUUUUAAUAAACAGUGGCUGUUACAGUUUGAAUGAUUUUUAUUGUUAUAAAAAAAAUAAUAUGAAUAAUGGUUUGGGCAGUACUUCGGUUAUCUAAGUGGAGAAAACCUUGUCAGCAGGAUGAAAAAUAAAACAUAUUAUUUGA
This is a messenger RNA of Cygnus olor (mute swan), 838 nucleotides long. It is a transcript of the gene RSL24D1, whose product is annotated as ribosomal L24 domain containing 1. The record is from RefSeq and is a predicted model, not a curated record. NCBI's taxonomy places the organism in Eukaryota, Metazoa, Chordata, Aves, Anseriformes, Anatidae. Bases 103 to 594 code for a protein of 163 amino acids. Gene Ontology annotation, cellular component: nucleolus. The transcript has 6 exons. Gene Ontology annotation, biological process: ribosomal large subunit biogenesis.